Messenger RNA from Anisakis simplex (herring worm), 333 nucleotides. NCBI's taxonomy places the organism in Eukaryota, Metazoa, Nematoda, Chromadorea, Rhabditida, Anisakidae. The record is from the annotation of a GenBank genome assembly.
AUGGACUCGUGUGGUGAUCAAAUGAUCGAUAUCUUAACGAAGUAUCUGAAACAUACCAACGAACAAUUCAAUACAACUUUGGAACGUUGUGAAAUGCCACCCUAUUAUCGAUGGCAAAGUGUUUGCGAUGUCAACGAAAAAGUAACAAUUGCAAAUUAUGAUGGCACUUCGACUGUUGCGGACUCAAUUGAUCCACCUGAUACGAAUGCUUCGACGGUGGCUGCCAGUGAACUUUUCGUACCGCAAAAACAGGUCUUUCUUGAAUCAUUUCGUUUGUUUUCGCUUGAUGCUUAUUUGUUUGCAAUUUUUCUUUUCAUGUUUAAACUAAUCUGA